Molecule: messenger RNA, 2461 nt
Organism: Malaya genurostris
Lineage: Eukaryota; Metazoa; Arthropoda; Insecta; Diptera; Culicidae
Product: sodium-dependent nutrient amino acid transporter 1-like
Exons: 9
Coding region: 381-2273 (630 amino acids)
Biological process (GO): sodium ion transmembrane transport
Cellular component (GO): membrane
Molecular function (GO): L-amino acid transmembrane transporter activity
Source: RefSeq, a predicted model, not a curated record
ACGUGAAUGCGCGCGGUUCCAUAGAAACAGUGGUACUUAAAUGAUUUGCAUCUGAUUCUAAGCCUGCAGCGGCCGUUGAAACAUAAAUUGUUAAUAAACAUUGCGUUGAAUCGGGUUUCAAUUGAAAGUGGUGCACACGUGUUGAAUGUUGUUUUGGUUUUCUUUUUUUGUUUUUCAAUAUCAGCUAUCAUAAGACUGAACAGUUUUUUCAUCAGCGGAAGUUGAGUGCGGUGAUUACAUUGUGAUCAACGUGAUGAUUUGAGGACAUGUGUUUGCAGCUAUAAUUUGAAGCUAGUGUAUAAAACCGACUACAGUUGAUAAGAAAGGUGAUUUGCGAUCUAGGAUAAAACAACCAACGAUCGGUUCUGGUAUAGGGCAGAAUGCAAGGACACGAGAAUAACGGUUUUGAAAAUGACAGCCCCUCAAUACCGGGUCAGUUCCGGUGGAGUACUGUGAUCGGAAGCGAAGGAAUAGAGGACACAAAACAUAGACGGAAAUCGAAGAGUGGAGAUUCGGUAGUUACCCAAACGAUCACCAAUAGUUCUACUUCUUCACUAGAGAAUACUCCCGGAAGAGACCAGUGGGGUAAAGGAAUUGAAUUUCUAAUGUCCUGCAUAGCCAUGUCGGUCGGGUUGGGUAACGUUUGGCGUUUCCCGUUUAUCGCUUUGGAAAAUGGAGGCGGUGCCUUUGUAAUACCAUACAUUAUAGUGCUUCUGUUAGUCGGCAGGCCAGUCUAUUACAUGGAGAUGAUCAUUGGUCAGUUUUCCAGUCGAGGGAGUGUCAAAAUCUAUGAUUGUGCACCAAUUAUGAGAGGCAUCGGCUAUGGACAGAUCAUCUCGAUAGCGAUCGUUGCCACGUACUAUGCAUCUCUGAUGGCUACCACGUUGAAGUAUCUUUUCGAAUCCUUUCAAAGCAUUCUUCCGUGGUCCGUUUGUGAUGAAAGCUGGUCCGGUUUCUGUAUCUCCUCGGGAGAUGUGACAGGCCGAAACCACGGCAACGUCACGUUGAUGAUCGCUUCGAACUCCAGUGUAGUUCCGAUAAGCUCUUCAGCAGAAUUGUACUAUAAACGUGUGGUUCUCAAAGAAAUCAGCAGCAUUGACGACGGAAUUGGUCUACCAGACUGGCAGCUCACCUUGUUUCUGUGUUUAUCCUGGUCGGUCGUUUUACUCACUCUUAUCAAAGGCGUAAAAAGUGCGGGGAAAGCAUCGUACUUCUUAGCACUCUUUCCUUACUUGGUAAUGAUCAUUCUCUUGGUGCGAGCCUGCACCCUUCCUGGUUCCGUGAAUGGAAUUAUCUACUUCCUUAAGCCUCAGUGGGACAAGAUCCUGGAUCCGAAAGUAUGGUACGCUGCCGUGACCCAGUGUUUCUUCUCACUUUCAAUUUGUUUUGGCAAUAUUAUUAUGUAUUCGUCGUACAACAAAUUCCGUCACAAUGUUCAUCGCGAUGCGACGAUCGUGACUACGAUCGACACUUUCACUUCUCUGCUGGCAGGUUGUACAAUCUUCGGCAUUCUCGGUCACCUGGCACACGUAGUCGGUAGCGAUGAUGUCGGCAACGUUGUUAAGCCAGGGGCCGGACUAGCUUUCAUUUCCUAUCCGGAGGCGAUUGCCAAGUUCGAGGUAGUGCCGCAAGUUUUCUCGGUCAUGUUCUUUCUGAUGCUGUUCGUGCUCGGAAUCGGCAGUAAUGUGGCCAUGACUUCCUGUGUGAUGACCGUCAUUCGGGAUCAGUUUCCGAAGGUAAAGAAUUGGCAAGCAGCUGGUACGAUUGCAGUUUGUGGCGUAGGACUGGGAAGUGUCUAUGUGACACCGGGAGGCCAAUAUAUUCUUACUUUGGUGGACCAUUUUGGGGCUUCUUUCAUCGCAUUGGUACUAGCUAUUGCCGAAUUGAUUGCAAUCGGUUGGAUCUACGGUACUGAGCGUUUCUGCAAGGAUGUAGAGUUUAUGCUAGGUAGACGGCCAAGUUUAUAUUGGCGGCUUUGCUGGCGAUGGAUCACUCCAAUACUGAUGUUUGCCAUCCUGGUCUACAAUCUAGUGACUUUGGAACCACUAACUUAUCAGGGCUACAUUUAUCCGUCGGCCGUUUACGCGUUAGGCUGGUGCAUAACGGCAUUUGGACUCUUACAGUUACCAAUUUGGGGAUGCUAUGCAAUCUUCAAACAGGAAGGAAAAACGUUAUCUGAGAAAAUAUCAAACGCAUUCCGACCACUACCAAAAUGGGGACCAAUGGAACCACAGCUGAACCAAGAAUACAAAAAAUUCGUCAACGAAGACUGAGUUUUUUUUCAUAAUCGCAAAGUACAAGGAAUAAUAAGCGUUUGCUACAAAUAAGUCCUCAACGAUGCUACAAUUUAUGCCCAAUGUGCUAGAAGUAUUAUGUUCAGUGAUGAUGUGAUUACUAUUUAACGAACCAGUUUUAACUUAUUACCAUUUAGUGAUAGAACAAUCGAAAACAGUUACAUUUA